Messenger RNA from Acinonyx jubatus (cheetah), 2070 nucleotides. RefSeq names its product histone H2B type 1-C/E/F/G/I. The record is from RefSeq and is a predicted model, not a curated record. Lineage: Eukaryota; Metazoa; Chordata; Mammalia; Carnivora; Felidae. Gene Ontology annotation, molecular function: DNA binding; protein heterodimerization activity; structural constituent of chromatin. Gene Ontology annotation, cellular component: nucleosome. Bases 39 to 419 code for a protein of 126 amino acids. The transcript is spliced from 2 exons.
UUUCAGUCUGUUGGACUUUUUUGCUACGUUUGUGCGCCAUGCCUGAGCCAGCCAAGUCGGCCCCGGCCCCGAAGAAGGGCUCCAAGAAGGCGGUGACCAAGGCGCAGAAGAAGGACGGCAAGAAGCGCAAGCGCAGCCGCAAGGAGAGCUACUCGGUGUACGUGUACAAGGUGCUGAAGCAGGUGCACCCCGACACCGGCAUCUCGUCCAAGGCCAUGGGCAUCAUGAACUCGUUCGUCAACGACAUCUUCGAGCGCAUCGCGGGCGAGGCGUCGCGCCUGGCGCAUUACAACAAGCGCUCGACCAUCACGUCCCGGGAGAUCCAGACGGCCGUGCGCCUGCUGCUGCCCGGGGAGCUGGCCAAGCACGCCGUGUCGGAGGGCACCAAGGCCGUCACCAAGUACACCAGCUCCAAGUAGACUCGCCAAUGAUGUCUGCCAGCCAGCACAGGAGCCAGGCCUGGGCAGUCUUCCCUUAAGAGGCUUGAUAAGAAUCCUCAACAGAAUACACUGUCGCCUAUCCAUUUACAAAAUACCUUGAGACUCACGUCAUCAAGAGCCCUUCAGUUACUGUCCUCACUUUUGGCAAGUCCACCCUCCUAGGCACUUCUCUGUUGGAUCAGGGAGUGUGGAACAGAGGGUGGUGGUUAGUGCACGGGGUUCUAGGAUCACAGAUCUGAGUGUGCCUAACUUUCUCCCCUAAAUGACGUGUUGAGGGGAAGGACUAGGGCUCUGAGUUUAUUUGUUUAUUUGUUGAGAGCCUCAGAAAGUGAGCUUCAGAGAGUGACAGGUACUUGGGGAAGAGCUCAGUGAGCAGGAUAGAAAUAAUCUUUGACCUCACAGGGCUCCGAGUCUAAAAUGGACAUUUCAAUAGAAGUCUCACAGACUAACAGAAAGGGGAAACCUCUGUCUGAAGGUCACUUUAGCAUUGCCAAAAGUCAAAUGGAUUUAAUCUUGACUAGGACAAUGACAAGGGAAGAGGACGUGGCUAGAGGGAGAGAAGAUUCGAUGUGCAGGAAAAAAAAAACCACGCAGAGUUUGCAUUUAUGGACUAGAGUUAACAACAGGGGCUAUAUAUUUAUUUAUGCUUUUCACCGGGCCAUGUCUCAUUUUGGGUUCACGGGGAUUCUGUAGAAGUUCGGUGCCUAACUAAAACGUAGGAUCUUACUGAAAUGCAGAAAGGAACGCUAUCAUAGAUCUUGUCCAUUAAUCUUGUUAAGGACUGGUUUUUGUGUACACCCUUGGGAGUGACAGACAACCUAAAAUACUCACUGGUUAAAGUAGAUAAAAGACGGUUUCUCUCUCAUGAACAGGUGUAUAAAUGUAAUCUCGGGCCUGGCAUGGGGUCUUCCUAAGGAGCUCAUCUCCCUUUGUGUAAUGUGCGUUGACUCUGUCAUUGGAGAAUACUCUCAAAUAUAUUCUGCUAUUGAAUUCUGCUAUGGAGGACCAACCCAAGACCAACAAACUGGAUGGCCACAACUCAUAAGAAAUGUUAAGUGGGUAAUUCCUAAGUGAGAAACUUACGAGAAGUGUUAUGUGGGUAAGCAAGAAAUUGUAUGAGAUGCAGACAAAAUUCAAAAGCUGUAUUGACUAAAAAUCAUAAAUUUGUUGCCUGUCAGACAUGGUGCACAUAGAGAAAGUAAGCAGAGCUCGUGUGCUACACGGAGAUGGGAAGAGAUGAAAGAGAGCGAGAAAUGCCAGAAUUUGCGCCACACCAAAUAUUUAUGAGGUACUCAGUAUUCAGUCUUACAUUGACCACCCCUUGGUGACUUCCACUUUAGCCCCAUUUGCCUUCUGCAGACAAACACCCUCGUCAAGGGCAUGGCUGCUUGGGAUGUCACGGGCAGCCAAUACAGGAGGCUGUGUGCCCAGAAAUGGCCUGCCCGGUAGUAUAAUUGAAGACAUGAAUGGGGGGUUUGGGGGUUCCUGGAUGGCUCAGCUGGUUGGGCGUCCAACUUCAGCUCAGGUCAUGAUCUCACCGUUCAUGAGUUCGAGCCCUGCAUCAGACUCUGUGCUGGCAGCUCAGAGCCUGGAGCCUGCCUUGAGUUCUGUGUCUCCCUCUUUCUCUUCC